This is a messenger RNA of Cucurbita moschata (crookneck pumpkin), 1288 nucleotides long. RefSeq names its product protein LURP-one-related 4-like. NCBI's taxonomy places the organism in Eukaryota, Viridiplantae, Streptophyta, Magnoliopsida, Cucurbitales, Cucurbitaceae. The record is from RefSeq and is a predicted model, not a curated record. The transcript has 3 exons. The coding region runs from base 603 to 1277 and encodes 224 amino acids.
CAAACCUAAAGGCAAACAAGUCAUGGUCAAUUAGAGCUUUUCCAUGUGAUUAAAAUACCAAACUCAAGAUAUUUAGGAGUCCUACUAUAUACCAAACUCAAGAUAUUUAGGAGUUCUAUAGUAAUUUAAAAGUCAAAUCAAUGCAUUUUAACAAAUAAAUAAUUAAAGUUCAACCAGUAAUGAUACUUCCUAUCCUAAUUAUUGUUCUAAGUUCUAAAUUGAAAUAGACAGCAUGGCCAAAAUUCAUUACUCUAUUCUGAAAGAAAAAUAAAAUAAGAGGAUAUUCUUCACAAAAAUUAUAACAUAUAAUAGUAAUAAUAAUACAAUUGGAGGAUGUAAUCCGGAUAUUAAUUAAGAAAAGAAAGUCGAGAACCUCAACUAGUUCGAAAAUCAAAUCUUCCAGCCUACAUCGAAAUCAUAUCAUAAAAUUUAAGAAAAAAAAACAGAACUAUAUGUCCUCAUGCAUGAUUAACACGUUGAAUCCCAUUAAAGGAAAAAAGAAAAAAACAAAGCUAAUCAACUCAAUCCCACGAAUAUCUUCUCCUAUUUUUAAGUUCCGACUUGAAAGUUUCACACACAAAUUAAGAGAUUGCUGAAGGAUCAUGGAGGCCCAAAAAGUAUUUGGGAGAGGAGACAGAAUCUUCUCUCCCAAAUGGCUAAAGGUUUCAUUUUCUGCGGUUUCUGUCUUUGAUGGUGAAGCAGCCUGUUUUCCUUGCAUGACAGCUGAUUUAAAGGCAGAGACUUUCACUGUAUGGAUGAAGUCCCUGAUCAUGCAAGGAAAUGGCCUUACUGUUUUCAAUGAAAAUGGUCAGGUUGCUUAUCGCAUAGACAAUUAUGAUGAGAAGAGAAGCAGGGAAGUCUUUUUGAUGGAUCUCAGAGGGAAACUUCUCUUUACGGUGCGUCGAAAGAGUAUUUGGUUUUUAUGUGAUUGGGAAGGAUUUAAGGAGGACGUAAAUACAGAGGAAAGAAAACCAUUCUUUAGAGCGAAAAAGAUUCUCAGAGUUUUCAGUAAUAAGUUAAGCUGUGAUGUAAAAUUAUGCGGAGAUGAAUCUCAGGCAAGUUUGUGCUAUAGGUUUGAGGGAUUUUGGGGCAAAAUAGCAUUCAGAAUAUUAGACAGCCGGGGAGGACUUGUUGCAGAGGCAAAGAGAAAGCAAUCAUCUUUAGGAGUUCAAUUGGGAGAAGAUGUUAUGAGUUUGGUCCUAUUACAGACUAAUUUAGAUCAUUCCCUUAUCAUGGCUCUUGUCACUAUGUACCUGUUGAUUCAACGUAGAAUAUGAUUCAUUUGUUU